Petromyzon marinus (sea lamprey) is the source of this 1496-nucleotide messenger RNA. RefSeq names its product homeobox protein Hox-A13-like. Gene Ontology annotation, molecular function: DNA binding; DNA-binding transcription factor activity, RNA polymerase II-specific. Lineage: Eukaryota; Metazoa; Chordata; Hyperoartia; Petromyzontiformes; Petromyzontidae. Gene Ontology annotation, biological process: regulation of DNA-templated transcription. The record is from RefSeq and is a predicted model, not a curated record.
CCUCCUCCUCCUCCUCGUGCCCACCUUGCCAGGCCCCGCAAGGUUCCCCGACGGCCGCCACCCUAGGCUACGGCUACCCCUUCGGCGCGAGCGGCUACUACGGCUGCCGCGUGGGUCACGGCAUGGGCGGCGCCCACGUUAAGGCGGCCUGCGGAUCCGCGGCGCAGACGGCCGCGAGCCUCGCCUCGGGCUACGGGCCGCACUCGCUCGUCGACAAAUACGUGCAGGACGUCUCCGUCGGACUACAACCGAGCAACGGUGUCGGCUCAUCCGUUGCUGCCGGAGGUGGCGGUGGUGGUGGUCUCGGUGGUGGUGGAGGCGGUAUCGGUGGUAGCGGUGGUAUUGGUGGAGGUGCCGGCGGUGUGGGUGAUGAUUACACGAGCGGCCGGGCAGCCAAAGACUUCGCCUUCUACCCCAGCUACGGCAGCGCUUAUCACCACCACCACCAUCAUCAGCACAUGCCGGGCUACUUAGACAUGCCCGUGGUGCCGCACGCGUCGCUCGCACCGCCGAGCGAAGGUCGCCACGACCCCAUCCUUCACCACGGAAUGGACGGAUACCACCAUCAGCCAUGGGCGCUGCCCAAUGGAUGGAACGGGCAAAUGUACUGCGCCAAGGAGCAGAGUCAGCUGUCGCACCUGUGGAAGUCGCCCCUUGCAGACGGCUCGCAACCUCCUCACGAGAUGAGCCUCUUCCGCCGGGGCCGCAAGAAGAGAGUCCCCUACACCAAGGUGCAGCUGAAGGAACUCGAGCGGGAGUACGCCGCCAACAAGUUCAUCACCAAGGACAAGCGGAGGAAAAUUUCGGCCGCCAUCAGCUUAUCCGAACGCCAGGUCACCAUCUGGUUCCAGAACCGCAGGGUCAAAGAAAAGAAGGUUGUGUCCAAGAUGAAAACGACUCACCUGUGAUGAGGAUAUAGCGUCGGGUGAAACGCACGCAUACAUACACAAAGACAAAUAUUUGUUCCCCUCCUCGACCACCCGCCCGCUGCCGGUGUGGCCUCUCGAACAGGCUGCUGCUGUUGGGGCGAGUACUGUUUGCGAGCUCCUCGUGAAGAAGGCCGGCACGGCACACGAGGUUAGGUGAGUGGCCAACGCCCGGCCGCCUUUGUCUCCCCCGGUGGUGGUGUUUUUUUUUGUGCACGCGCGCACACACACACACACACCGCGCACCGGAUAGUCAAUUCACGGUCGAGUAAACGUCCACGAGGACGUCUAAGGUGCGGCGCAGGACCCGGUCCAAACAUUCACAGCCACGUCACUCGUUGGUCGUGAGCGGCAGUCGGAAACUCGGGCUCGCCGCGUUCGCAGCGACAGUGUGCUGACCACUGCGCCACCGCUCCCCACACCGCACACACGCACGCACACACACACGCAUUCACGCACACACGCAUUCACGCACACACGCAUUCACGCACGCCCGCGAUGCGUCGAGCGCGGCGCUCAUCACUGGCGUUCCGAACACGUGAUCUCUGUACCUGACUGAUUAAUGAAGCU